Cylicocyclus nassatus is the source of this 3040-nucleotide messenger RNA. The record is from the annotation of a GenBank genome assembly. NCBI's taxonomy places the organism in Eukaryota, Metazoa, Nematoda, Chromadorea, Rhabditida, Strongylidae.
GUGAUUUUCAGGUGUUCAAGUGCGAUUUAAUCUGAAUUUGUGCAUCUGUCUCCUUCAGACCUAAUUUGUCUAUAACUUGUGGAAAAAUGACUCGUCGUUAUCGCCGUUGGUUCAAACUAAGGCUCUUUUUAGGCUAGCUGUGGGGUGAAGACAUUGACGACUGCAUAAUGACGUCGUCGUCCGUCUCAUCUUCCAGCACAACCACCCCUAAAGUAAUUACUACAUGUAAAGCGGGAUACAUGUCUUUAAUAGAAGUCAGAGCUAUGGGUCUAAUUAAUCGGCGUAGAUACUGGUAUGUUGUGGACGAUUCAUCACCUUAUUUAUAUUGGUACAAGGAUGCGGAUUCGUUAAAAUGUGUUGGACGGGUUGCGUUAGUCUGCAUGGCUCUCACUUAUGAUCCACGAGAAACUGGACGGUUUCACGUAUUGUCCGGUAAUGAUGUGUAUCUUUUGGAAUGCUCAUCGAACAAAUUACGGGAUGAAUGGAUGCAAGUUUUACAAGCUGCUCGUCUUCGCAGCGUUCAAGCGGUGAAUAAUGAUGAGAUUGCGCAUGAAAUUGUCUCAAUGUCUUCUGAACCUUCAUUACCCGCCGUUCCCUCACCAACAGAGUCCGCUCAAAAUCUCAUUGAUGACCUUUUGGGACCUGUUAGCGAUUCGGCAUCAACGUCCACUGAUGAUGGUCGACCUAGGAUUGACAGUCUUUUGAAUGGUCUCGAUAUUAAUGAAGCAGACUCAGAAGAAGAUAAUGCAUAUACUACGCCAAGUUCUACCUUUUAUCUAACUACUAAUGGUGAGCUCAAUGAACACAGCAUGGCUAUGCCGAAGGCAGUUGUUUCCCCAGAAUCUGUUGUAGAACGGAUAUUAGAGAAGACUAAUGAGCAUCUUGAAGCACCCAAACGCGCGCUGCAAAUGGCGCGACGUAGUUUGCGGUUUAAGAAGGAAUGCGAAGUCUGUAAACAGGAAACUGAAAUGAUGAUUGCACGGUGCAUUGAACUUGAAGACGUAAAUGCAGCUUUAAGAGAAGCUGUAGACAAACUUCAACGAGGACUCUUGGUGGCGAGAAAUCAAAAUGACAUAUUGGAACGAAUGCAGACGCUGGCUUGCGAUGAUGAUACGAGAGCUUUACUGCUAGCGAAGGAGACAGAAAUCACAGAUUUGCAGCUUACAAAUAAUCAAAGAUGUAGGCAAAUACGAGAUCUGCAGCAGGAAUUAAGUGCUCAAGAUGCACAUAUAAUCGAACUCAAUGAAUCCGUCGAAGUUCUUCGCGAGAAUCUUCGAAAGAAAGAGGAAAUGUUGAUGAAGAUGUGCGAGGAGAGCGGCAGUGGCGGAUCUGCGUCUGAACGAUCGAUUCCAAAUGGCUUUGCAGUAGAAGAAGGAAUGGAGUUGGAAUCACAGUCAGUGCAAAAAUGUGAAGAAGCUGAGCGAGCUGUGUUUGAGGAGCAAAAUGUUCGUGACGUUAACGAAUUGCGGGAUUUGGUUGAAGGUUACAGGGCGCAAAAUGAGUUCCUUAACAAGGAAAUAGUAUUAUUGCACAAGAUGGUACGAUCGUUAGAAGAGCGUGAGCGCAGUUGGCAACGUCAAUUUGCGGAGGUAGAAGGCUGCUACUACCAGAUGAAGAGUCGCUAUCUUAUGGUUCUGAAUCAUUUCAAAUCUCCUGAAAAACCAAGUAUAAUGAUGGAGCCUGGCAUGCUACAACAAUUGAUGGCCGAAGUUUGCCGAACAUCUAAAGAUACUGUGGAUAGGACCGACGCUUUAGGAUUUUAUUUGAAGGGAAGAACAGAGCAGGGCAGCAGCAAUGGCGAUCUGCUGGAUCUUGCUGCGGAAUGUGCUGACAGGGGAGCGCUAAGCCUUGAAACAGCAAACUUGGAACAAAGCAAAGAAAACAUGCACUGGUUGCAAUCUUGGGAUGCUUUCAUAGUGAAUUGGGUUGGCCGACCUCUAGUCGAGAGCCAAGAGCUGAAAAAUCUAGUCCGAACAGGAAUACCUGAAGCUUACCGUGCUCGAAUGUGGAAGGGGUUAAUUCAAAUGACGCUGAAAGAAAAGUUGACCGAGUUUGGCAAUGGUUAUUACAGUAGCAUGCUCCGGAAGACAUUAUACCAACAGGAGAGUGGAGUUUAUGACACAUCAAUCAAACAGAUUGAUCUCGAUCUCAUAAGAACUCUACCUGCAAACCGAAUGUUCGCCGAUCCAGACUCAGAAAAGGUGAAACAGCUGCGAAGGGUACUGUAUGCAUACAGAAACCAUGACACUGUCAUUGGCUAUUGUCAGGGUUUGAAUCGAAUUGCUGCUGUAGCGUUGUUGUACUUGGACGAAGAAGAUGCGUUCUGGUUUCUUAUAGCCUUUACAGAGUUGCAGCCGCCAAAUUAUUACGCUAGUAAUCUUGUUGGAGCUGUCGCAGAUCAAAAGGUACUUCGGGAUCUUGUGAAUGAGAAACUUCCACGACUUGCGGCCCAUUUGCGACAGUUUGAAGUCGAUUUGUCCUUGUUUGCGCUCAGCUGGUUCCUGACAUGCUGCGUAGAUGUUCUUCCUCAUCAGAUAUAUCUUCCUAUCUUUGACGUAUUCCUUUAUGAAGGAAACAAGUCGCUGUUCCGAUUUGCAUUAGCCAUUUUGAAAUUGUGCGAACCAGCCGUUCUUCAAAGUAAGACUGUCAGUACAGUACAUGCUUGUCUUAGCAAGCCACGACAGUUUGUGCCAGAUUACAAGUCAUUAGCUCAGGUCGCCUUCAAUGACAUGAAUCCAUUUCCGUUGAAACAGAUCGAGACGAAGAGAGCAUUAUAUUUGACGCAACUGCAGAGACGACGAUAGUCAAGACUUUCCAAGGUAAUGGUCAUAUGCUUGUCUCCGUAAUCCACUCAAGUCACCAGUUCCAGUUUACGUUCUGGUCGCAUUUGCUAGAGUAGACCUAAGUUAACAGAAUAUUUGUUCCUGCUUUUGCACAUGAAUGUGUUCGGAAGGAUUCCCUUUCACUUUUUCCAUUCUUCGUUGAGUGCUUCCUUUUUGUGGAGCAGGAGUAGAAAGUUGUGUUUGCUAGGGGCCUCAGC